GACGUUCCCCAAUGGAAAAGGAGAGCUGCCUUCACAGGACUAGGAAUUGGUUUAUCUACGAGAAUAACAGCAUGACCGGGGCGGGGAGAGCCUAUCAAGUGCUGCUAGACGGAACGGGGCGGGGCAGGCCACUGGUUGCGGAGUGAGCUGGGCGCGCGGCGCGCAGGCGCCCUGGGGACCCGGUAGCGGCGGUGGCGGUGGCGGUGGCGGUGGCUGCGGCGACGGCAGAGGCGAAGGGAGCCGGAUCGCCGACCUGAGGGGGAGGCGGCGGUGGCGGCCAUGGCGGCAGAUGGAGAGCGUUCCCCGCUGCUGUCCGAGCCCAUCGACGGUGGCGCGGGCGGCAACGGUUUAGUGGGGCCAGGCGGGAGUGGGGCUGGGCCCGGGGGAGGCCUGACCCCCUCCGCACCACCGUACGGAGCCGCAUUUCCCCCGUUCCCCGAGGGACAUCCAGCCGUGUUGCCUGGAGAGGACCCACCCCCCUAUUCACCCUUAACUAGCCCAGACAGUGGGAGUGCCCCUAUGAUCACCUGCCGAGUCUGCCAGUCUCUCAUCAACGUGGAAGGCAAGAUGCAUCAGCACGUAGUCAAGUGUGGUGUCUGCAAUGAAGCCACUCCAAUCAAGAAUGCACCCCCAGGGAAAAAAUAUGUUCGAUGCCCCUGUAACUGUCUCCUUAUCUGCAAAGUGACAUCCCAACGGAUUGCAUGCCCUCGGCCCUACUGCAAAAGAAUCAUCAACCUGGGUCCUGUGCAUCCCGGACCUCUGAGUCCAGAACCACAACCCAUGGGUGUCAGGGUUAUCUGUGGACAUUGCAAGAAUACCUUUCUGUGGACAGAGUUCACAGACCGCACCUUGGCACGUUGUCCUCACUGCAGGAAAGUGUCAUCUAUUGGGCGCAGAUACCCACGUAAGAGAUGUAUCUGCUGCUUCUUGCUUGGCUUGCUUUUGGCAGUCACUGCCACUGGCCUUGCUUUUGGCACAUGGAAGCAUGCACGGCGAUAUGGAGGCAUCUAUGCAGCCUGGGCAUUUGUCAUCCUGUUGGCUGUGCUGUGUUUGGGCCGGGCCCUUUAUUGGGCCUGUAUGAAGGUCAGCCACCCUGUCCAGAACUUCUCCUGAGCCUGAUGACCCACAGACUGUGCCUGGCCCCUCCCUGGUGGGGACAGUGACACUACGAAGGGAGCUGGGGUAGUUAAAGGCUCCCAGGGCUUCUAUAAGGAAGCCAAGCAGCUGCCUUCCUUUUCCCUGGGGAGAGGUAGGAAGGAACCAGGCCCUCACUUAGGUUUGGAGGGGCAGAUAAGAGCACUGCUGACCAUCUGCUUUCCUCCAAGGGUUGCUGUGUCUAGGGUGAAGUAGGCAAAACGUUGCCCUUAAAACUGGGUCCUAAAGACGGUUCCAGCCUUGUCCUUCCUGUGUGCUCCCUGAGAGCCAUUCCUGUCCCUUACACAUUCCAGGGCAGGGUGGGGGUGGGUAGCCCUGGGGGUUCCCCUCCCUCUUGUGCACCAUUAGGACUUUGCUGCUGCUAUUGCACUUCACCAGAGGUUGGCUCUGGCCUCAGUACCCUCAGUCUCCUCUCCCCACAUUGUUUCCUGUGGGGGUGGGGUCAGCCGCUGCUCUGUACAGAACCACAGGAACUGAUGUGUAUAUAACUAUUUAAUGUGGGAUAUGUUCCCCUAUUCCUAUAUUUCCCUUAAUUCCUCCUUCCGACCUUUUUUACCCCCCUCCCCCCAACCAGUUGCAGUAUUUAACUGGGCUGGGUAGAGUUGCUCAGUCUUUGGGGGAGGUUAGGGACUUAUCCUGUGCUUGUAAAUAAAUAAGGUCAUGACUCUAC
Molecule: messenger RNA, 1825 nt
Organism: Chlorocebus sabaeus (green monkey)
Lineage: Eukaryota; Metazoa; Chordata; Mammalia; Primates; Cercopithecidae
Gene: PIP4P1
Product: phosphatidylinositol-4,5-bisphosphate 4-phosphatase 1
Biological process (GO): phosphatidylinositol dephosphorylation
Cellular component (GO): plasma membrane; phagocytic vesicle membrane; late endosome membrane
Molecular function (GO): phosphatidylinositol-4,5-bisphosphate 4-phosphatase activity
Source: RefSeq, a predicted model, not a curated record